Molecule: messenger RNA, 1825 nt
Organism: Suillus fuscotomentosus
Lineage: Eukaryota; Fungi; Basidiomycota; Agaricomycetes; Boletales; Suillaceae
Exons: 7
Coding region: 35-1825 (596 amino acids)
Source: RefSeq, a predicted model, not a curated record
AUCAAUUGCAACGAACUCAUCAUAAAAUUUUCUCAUGGUAUUCUGGAUGACAUGUUUCGGACAAGAUACCAUGGCCAGUGCACAGGCUGUGCCGCGGCCUCCAUGUCAACGGUACCUCAACCUCACCGUGGCCUCCCGGUCCGCCGUCGUUGAAUUCGUGGGCUGGCGGAGCACUUACUGUAUCAUUCCUCUCGACUGGCAGGUCUUUGGUGUACCAGUACUGCAGUUUCAGCUCUCUCAUCUUGCAAACAGCCUUCUAGACAAAUUCUGGCACCAUGGCGUCAUGUUUGACCUUGAUGAGGCCAUCGACCCUCUUCCUCCGCCCCCCGGUCAUUCAAAUCGAUCCUCGUCUCUGAAAAAUCUUGCAAUCAGCCUUCACAACAGAUUCCGGCAGCGUGGAAUCACGUCUGAACUUGAUGAGGCCAUCGAGUUACAUCGGGAUGCAUUAUUCCUCCGUCCCCCUGGUCAUUCAGAUCGAUCCUGCCUUCGCGACAGAUUCCAGCAGCGUGGUAUCAUGUCUGACCUUGAUAAGGCCAUCGAGCUGCAUCGGGAUGCAUUACUUCUCCGUCCCUCCGGUCAUUCAGCAUCUCGCUCAGAUCUUCGUGUCGCUAAGUCAUGGGCGGCUCUCGCUGACACCCUCAAUCACGCCUCUGCAUUACUUUCCUAUAACACUGCACUGAAAUUCCUGGACCAGCAUGAUGCUCUCUUGUCGCCUUCUUCGCAUCAUUUCGACGUCAUCAGGAAGGCUGUAUCUUCCCUUGCUACAGAUGUUUUUUCAUGCAGUGUUCGUCAUGUUGCUCUGACGACUGCGGUGGAGCUGGUGGAGCAAGGUCGUGCAGUGUUCUGGACCCAGUUGGCACGCUUCAACACGCCCCUGGAUGAACUUUCUGUUUCAGGUGAUACAGACCAGUAUCCACAAAUCCGGCAACUGACCAUGCAAUGGGAUGACGUGGUUUCACGGAUUCGCAUGCUUCCCGACUUUUCUCGGUUUCUCUUGCCUCCCCUUUUCUCCGACCUACAGAAGGCAGCUGAAGAUGGUCCUGUCAUCAUUGUCAAUGCUAGUCAGUACCACUGCGACGCCUUGAUCGUCCUGAGCGAUGAAUAUCCUGUCCACGUUCCGAUUGAUAUCACGCAGACCGAAGUUGCCGAUUUGUCUUCCAAGUUCCAGUCCCUUUCAAAAGAAUUUGGUUCCCUUGAAACUCAACUCAAGCUUGUCAGCAUCCUUCGUAAAAUUCGGCAUGGCGUCGUUGGCCCUGUAGUACAAGCCCUUAAGAUAUCAAAUAUUCGCCAUGAUUCGCGUAUCUGGUGGUGUCCCACUGCUGAGUUCACGCUGCUUCCUCUACAUGCAGCAGGUGCUUACGAGAAGAAGAGAGACAGUCUGUCUCACAUCUACAUAUCCUCGUACACCCCCACUUUGGCCACGCUUGUUCGUGCGAGACGGCAGGUUUCACGAGAUGGAUCCUUGCAACAUUUUGCUGUCAUUGUUCAAGGAAACGGAGGGAAGCCACUUGAAUGUGUAGCUCCCGAGGUAGCCGUUGUCGCCAAGCGUCUCGGACACGUCGUGUCGUCCUUCACGUCGCUCGAGGACAGCGACGCAAUAGUCAAGGGUGCAUUUGAUGCGCUAAAGCUGAUUGGUUCCAUGUGGUCGGUCGACGAUGAGGUCGCACAGGAGGUCGUGUCUGCUUUUUACGACCACCUGAUCGAUGGUUCAGGGAGACUGGACUGCACGCGCGCUGCAAUGGCGUUGCACAAGGCUGUGAAGAAAUUGUGGCGCAGUGAUAUUCCACUGCAACAGCGGAUUGUAUUUGUUCACAUCGGUGUGUAG